UGUGCAUCGGACGAAAUGGAAAGAAAGUCUGUAUGCAGUCUAAGAUUGAUUAAUCAGCUUGUGAAAUCUUGAUUUGUUAUGGCUUGGAAAAAUCGUAAAAUACAGAAAUCACAAAAUGGAUACAUACAAGCGGAACAGAUUAAUGGCUCUUAUCCUCGGAACGAUGGUAAUAUUGACCGUGCUGAUGGGCAUAAUUGCAAUCAUUUAUUACAUCCACGAGGAUUCUUUGCCACCGAUUGAAAGGGCGAAAUUUAUUUUGGAAAGAUCUCCACUGAUCGAUGGACACAAUAAUUUGGCAUACAACAUUCGGAGAAUGGUGUUCAACGAUUUAAGAAAAGUGGAUUUGAAAGCCAACUUAUCACAAACUGAACCUUGGAAAUCAUUGAAUACUUCUCAGACAGACAUACAACGCCUGAAAGACGGACAUGUCGGGGGACAGGUUUGGGUGGCACGGGCCGACUGUGAAUCUCAGUACAAAGACGCCGUACCCAUUACACUAGAACAGAUUGAUGUGAUAAAACGUUUUCUUGACUCGAACAGUGAUGAUUUUCAGUUAGUCACUACUGUAGAAGAAUUUGAGAAAGCCCGAGAUGAUGGGAAAAUCGCGAGUUUCAUUGCAGUGGAAGGAGGUCACAGCAUUCAAUCGAGUUUAUCCGUGCUUCGCCAAUACUACGACUUGGGCGUUCGGAUUUUUACUUUGGCACAUACUUGCAGCACACCAUGGAUCGAUUAUUCGCGAGCAGAUCACUCUAAUAAAAGCUUGAGAAUUGUGUCCUACAGUCACGGGAUAUCACAUUUUGGAGAGGAUGUCGUACGGGAAAUGAACAGACUCGGAAUGAUAAUUGACAUGACACAUUCCUCAAUUGGGGCUGUUGUUGACGUGAUGGCGGUUUCAAAAUCGCCCAUAAUUUUUUCGCAUUCUGCAGCAAGAACUUUAUGCGAUACUGAUACGAACGUAGGGGAUGCAAUUUUAAAAACCGUAAGGCAGAAAGAUGCGCUGGUGAUGGUUAGUUUUGACUCGAAUCAAAUAAAAUGCGAUGGAACUGACGCAACCAUCCAUGACGUAAUUAAGCAUAUCGAGUACAUCAAGAAUCGAGCCACUGUUAACAACAUUGGGAUAGGCAGCAACUUUGAUGGAAUUGAAAAGACUGUGCGGGGACUGGAGGACCCUUCAAAGUUCCCCGACCUCUUUGCCCUCUUGGUGGAGUCCGGUAAAUGGCACUCUUUCGAAUUGGAGCAGCUAGCAGGCAAAAACUUUCUCCGCGUUCUUGAGGAGGUUGAAAAGGUGAAGGAAGAUUUAAAGAACGAGGAACCAGUUCAGGCAUUUCAAAAGAGGUCAGAAAUCCGAAAAUAUUGGGAUCGAGGCAAUUGUACAUCUCCGAGCUCUUUUGUUGAUCCGUCGUCAAGCAUUCCAACCCUUCCAACCCUGUACACAUAUCCCCAGAAUGAGAAUAAAGAUCCGUUUGGCCGAUGAAAUAAUAAAAAUAAUAAAAGACUCCAAUUUCAAAC
Molecule: messenger RNA, 1509 nt
Organism: Folsomia candida
Lineage: Eukaryota; Metazoa; Arthropoda; Collembola; Entomobryomorpha; Isotomidae
Product: dipeptidase 1
Exons: 14
Coding region: 116-1474 (452 amino acids)
Biological process (GO): proteolysis
Molecular function (GO): metallodipeptidase activity
Source: RefSeq, a predicted model, not a curated record